Molecule: messenger RNA, 1752 nt
Organism: Bombina bombina (fire-bellied toad)
Lineage: Eukaryota; Metazoa; Chordata; Amphibia; Anura; Bombinatoridae
Gene: DNASE1L3
Product: deoxyribonuclease 1 like 3
Exons: 8
Coding region: 72-965 (297 amino acids)
Biological process (GO): DNA catabolic process
Cellular component (GO): nucleus
Molecular function (GO): DNA nuclease activity
Source: RefSeq, a predicted model, not a curated record
AGAGCCCUCACAGUGUGUGUGUGAGACAAGGAUAGAUAUUCACUUGUCUGUUUCUCCUGACUUAAAGCAACAUGUUUCUCCUUUUGUUGUUUGUUUUGUGUGUUACAGAAACUCUCUCAUUUAAAAUCUGCUCUUUUAAUGUAAGAUCUUUUGGAGAAGCAAAAUGUGCAAAGCCUGAAGUCAUGGACACCAUUGUAAAGAUCAUAUCUCAAUGUGACAUUAUGCUUUUAAUGGAAAUCAAAGAUAACAGCAAGAAAGCCUUCCCAGCGUUAAUGAGAAGACUCAAUAGCCAAGUUGAGUCUCCAAAUGAAUUUGAUUUUGUCAUUAGUGAACGGCUUGGACGCAAAUCCUAUAAGGAACAAUAUGCAUUUAUUUAUAGGAAGGAGCUUGUAUCAGUGAAAGAGACAUACCAAUAUCCAGAUCUUCAGCCAGAAGACGUGGAUGCAUUUUCCCGAGAGCCUUUUGUUGUAUGGUUCAAAGCCCCCAAAACUGAAAUCAAGGAGUUUGUAAUAAUUCCACAGCACACAACACCUGAAGCAGCCGUCCGUGAAAUUGAUGAGCUGUAUGAUGUUUAUCUUGAUGUGAAAGGAAAGUGGAAAUCAAAAAAUUUUAUCUUCAUGGGUGACUUUAAUGCAGCCUGCGGUUAUGUUCCCAAGAAGCAUUGGAAAAACAUACGUCUGAGAAAUAAUACAGAGUUUGUUUGGUUAAUUGAUGACAAAGCUGAUACAACCAUUAGGAGCACCACUAACUGUGCUUAUGACAGAAUCGUUCUGCAUGGAGAGAAGUUAAUCAAUUCCAUUGUACCAGACUCUGCAGGUAUAUUUGAUUUUAUGGACGCUUUUGGAUUGUCAGAGGCCCAGGCUCUGGAAGUCAGUGACCAUUUCCCAGUCGAAGUGCAAUUAAAUGCAGCCAAGAGUUUUAUUGCAAAAAUAAAGUCGUUUUUCAAAAAGAAAAUCAAAAACUGAAAAUGAUCUCAUAAGCCAUAAGAAAUACAGAGAGGAUUUACAGCACAGGCACUACUUUGAAUUGUUAUGCAGUAUAUAUUAGUAUGCACUAAAUUAUCUUAGGCUUGCCUAUUUUAUAUAUUAGACAUGUGCGUUUCGUUUCGUUCCGAAUUUAAAUUCGGACGAAUUUGUCAAAUUCGGAGAUUCGAAUCGAUUAGAAUUUCCGAAUUACCGUGGCACCGAAUCUAACGAAUAAAUCCAAAUUAGUUCGGAUUUAUUCGUAACAUUCGGAUGGCCAUGGACUAAUCACAAUUACACUAGUAUUGUACUGUAUAUUAGGUUAUAUCACUCUGCUAUGGGAUACACUUAAUAUUACAGUAAAUAAUACUAGUCUAAUACACAGCACAUCGCACCUAACACAUACCGAACUUCCGAAUUUACGAAUCGAAUCCGAACCGAAUACAUCCGAAUUUAUUCAAAUCCGAAUGAAUCCGAACAAAUCCGAAACUAAUGCAUUCGAAUGUAUCCGAAUUCGAAUCGAUCCGAAAACGAAAUUCGAAAACAUCCGAAUCGAUCCGAAACGAACAGAAACAAAUUUUUUCGCCGCGCACAAGUCUAUUAUAUAUAAGAAAUAUGAAGGGUAAAACUAAAAAUAACAAAUCUUCUAUAUCUUGAAAUAACCAAAUAUAUUGUGGACUUUGCUUGAACGUACAGUUAACGCUUGAUAGAUCAGUGUAAUUCUCUGCUUGCCACAUUCUGUGUUGUAUGUUCUUGGUUAUGAAAAAAAAUAAAAACCUCACACUAAGAA